AUGUCCACUGUCAAUCCAUUCAAAUCUGCAGCUAGAAAUGAAACUAUAGAAACAACUAGAGAAGAAUUCGAGAUCGUUGAAACUCCGAAACCGUUUGGAUUUAGGAACCCUCCAAAGAACAUUUUUCGAUUAUUUACGGGCUUAAUUUGGGCUUUUGGAUUAGGUCUUUCUGAUGGUUCAGUUGGGGUAUUGUUGAACUACAUCCAGAAACAGUAUAAUAUUACUUAUAGUGUGGCAUCCACCCUCUGGUUAAGUAAUGCACUUGGAUAUAUCAUAGUUGCCAUUUUUUCAGAUCAGAUGAACCGAAGAUGGGGAAGAAAAUCCAUCUUUUUUGGAAAUAUUUCAUCGAUAAUUAUGUAUUCUUUAGUUCUGACUGGUCUGAAAUAUCCGGUGAUUGUUCUUGGGUUUUUCUUUGGGGGUCUUGGUGGUAGUGCUUGUGUUUCUCAAUAUAAUGUUUUUAUGGGAAGAUUAGAGAAAUCAUCUACAGCUUUGGGUUAUUUACAUGGUUCUUACGGACUAGGAGCAUCUGUUGCACCCUUGAUUGCAACCGCUUUUGUGGAAGCAGGUCUCAAAUGGAACUACUAUUAUUUGGUAGUAUUGGGGAUAUUUUUCUUGAGUUCAUUCAAUUCUUACUUUUCAUUUGUUCAUGAUCAAAAUGAUUUAAAAGCUUGGGAUGAAGUACCUAUCGGCGAAGAAUCGGAGAAUAAAGGAUUGAUGCGGGAAUCCUUAAAGAAUGUUACCACUUGGGUUGCUGCUUUAUUUGUAUUCUUUUAUCAAGGAGCUGAAGUUGCAUUUGGUGGAUGGAUUACGACCUACCUUAGAGACUAUAGAAAUCAUAAUAAUACUUCUAUUGGUUAUGUUGCCUCUGGGUAUUGGUUUGGAUUAACGUUUGGUAGAUUGGUGUUGACUAGAUUGAUUCAUAAAGUUAUAGGAGCAAGAAGAGGAAAUUCAAUCUUGAUUGUUUGUUCAAUUGUAUUUGCCAUGUUAACUUGGAUUAUUUCCAGUUUACCAAUAGAAAUUGUCACAAUAACCUUCGCAGGUAUAACGAUUGGACCAAUUUAUCCAUUAAUGAUAACUUAUGUUGUUCUGGAGGGCCUAUUACCUAGAAAGAUUGCAGUUAUUUCGUUAACUGUGAUGACCGCAUUUGGUUCAAGUGGAGGAGCAAUAUUACCAUUUGUGGUUGGGCUCAUCUCACAAUUUCGUGGGACAUACGUUGUUUUACCUCUGUUCAUAGCGAUGUUUAUAUUUACAUUAGUUCUCUGGUUGAUGUUGCCAAAUAGCAGAUAUUCAAAGGGAUCAGGAAAGGGAGAUAUUUUCAGAAGAAUCUGGUAA
Molecule: messenger RNA, 1332 nt
Organism: Hemisphaericaspora subhashii
Lineage: Eukaryota; Fungi; Ascomycota; Pichiomycetes; Serinales; Debaryomycetaceae
Exons: 1
Coding region: 1-1332 (443 amino acids)
Biological process (GO): transmembrane transport
Cellular component (GO): membrane
Molecular function (GO): transmembrane transporter activity
Source: RefSeq, a predicted model, not a curated record